Aspergillus steynii IBT 23096 is the source of this 1591-nucleotide messenger RNA. RefSeq names its product cytoskeletal adaptor protein SagA (gene end3). Gene Ontology annotation, cellular component: mating projection tip; cytoplasm; nucleus. The record is from RefSeq and is a predicted model, not a curated record. Bases 82 to 1293 code for a protein of 403 amino acids. Gene Ontology annotation, biological process: actin cortical patch assembly; actin filament organization; endocytosis. The transcript has 3 exons. Gene Ontology annotation, molecular function: calcium ion binding; protein binding. NCBI's taxonomy places the organism in Eukaryota, Fungi, Ascomycota, Eurotiomycetes, Eurotiales, Aspergillaceae.
GUACGACUUCCCCUCCGCAGCGUCUCACGGCUCGAGUCCAAAUUCCCCCGCAAGAAAGGCAGCGGCCACUUCAAUUCCAGUAUGUCGACCAAGAAAAUCGAGCAGUGGGAGAUCGAGCGAUACUGGGAGAUCUUCGCAUCGCUAGCCAAUGGCCAGCCGCGUUUGAACAACUCCCAAGCGGCCUCGGUGCUCAGGAACAGUCGGCUUCGCGAUGAGCAGCUAGAGAAGGUCUGGGACCUGGCAGAUGUCGACGGCGAUGGAGAAUUGGAUUUCGAGGAGUUUUGCGUUGCGAUGCGAUUGAUCUUUGACGUUGUCAACGGGGAACUUCAAAAUGUCCCCGCCGUCCUGCCCGAUUGGCUCGUCCCUGAAUCCAAGGCCCAUCUCGUCCACGCCACCCGUGCUCUAGGUAGCCAGGAGCAAUUCGAACGGAUAGAAGACGAAGAUGACACGCCAGGCCUUAAAGAUGGAUUUGACUGGUACAUGAACCCGGCCGACAAGACCAAGUACGAAGAGAUCUACUCCGCGAACAAGAACCACCGCGGGGAAAUCGCAUUCGAAUCAUUACAGCCCCUCUACGAUUCCCUCGACGUCCCCGAUACCGACAUCCGCUCCGCCUGGAACCUGGUGAACCCCUCCGCGUCCUCGUCAAUCAAUAAAGACGCGACCCUUGCGUUCCUGCACAUCCUGAAUUACCGACACGAGGGCGUUCGCAUUCCCCGCUCCAUCCCGGCUUCUUUGCGCGCCUCGUUCGAAAACAACAAGAUCGACUACCAACUGGACAAUGCUCGUCCGUCGCAGAAAUGGGGCUCGAACGGAGAAUCGGAGACACGCUCUGGCCGGAAAGCCAAGUUUGGCGAUACGUAUCUGAGCCGAUUGGGCGCGGGCGGCAAAACGUCCUACACCCCCAAGGGAACGGAUUUCAGCGAAACGAUCCAGGACGAGGAGUGGGAGCGGGUCCGCUUGAGGCGCGAGCUCGCGGAGAUCGAGUCCAAGCUCGAUUCCGCCAGAAAGGCAUCGGAAGGCCGACGCGACCAGCCCAGGAACGACGGUCGAUCCAACUGGGUUCUCAUCAAGAAGGAGGCCCUGCAGCUGCUGGAGUACAAGGAACGCGAGCUCCGGGAGCUGCGUGAAGGCACGGGCCGGUCCAAGGAGGGCCAGAACGUCGAACGACUCGGGGAAGAUGUCAAGGCCGUUGGGGAGCAGGUGGAAGGGUUAAAGAGCCACCUCGCGCAACGGAAAGAGGCCCUGGCCGACUUGCGAAGACAGGCCGAGGAAGAGCGAGCAUCUCGGUAGAGCGUCACCUGGAAUUGAGCUCUCAAUUCCUAUCCUUUCUUGGUUCCUGUAUUGCAUAUUUCCCCCGUUUCCCCCUAUUUCUUGCUUCGUGGGAGUUUCUGCUUCUGACGCUUGUCAGUCUGUGUAUAGCCAUUUCUUUGGCGAGGAGCAUCAGGCGCUAAAUGGAUGUUUUCAUGUUUUCUUUCUUUCGUUCUUUUCUUUUUUUGUCUUGGAAUGAUUUAAAUUGAUUAGAGGAUCCACCCCCACAUGCUCCUGUUGUACUACAUAUCACAUCUAAUGUACAGUGCAUAAUUUUCCC